Messenger RNA from Salvia hispanica, 4113 nucleotides. RefSeq names its product pleiotropic drug resistance protein 3-like. Gene Ontology annotation, cellular component: membrane. NCBI's taxonomy places the organism in Eukaryota, Viridiplantae, Streptophyta, Magnoliopsida, Lamiales, Lamiaceae. The record is from RefSeq and is a predicted model, not a curated record. Gene Ontology annotation, molecular function: ABC-type transporter activity; ATP hydrolysis activity; ATP binding.
CCCCACUACUAAAUGAUUCGAAAUAAAGUGUUUGUAAUUGAGAGGGAUAGUACUAGGUAGUACUAUAAGACACAAGGAAGAAAGGUAUGAAUGGCAAUGGCGAUUCCAGCAGUAGAGGUUCGAUACAAGGAGUUGAGGGUGGAGGCAGAGUGUGAAGUUGUGAAGGGGAAGCCUCUCCCAACUCUUUGGAAUUCACUCAAAUUGGGUGCAACGAGGCUUCUUGGUUUAAACUCAAGAAAGACACACAUAAAUAUUCUUGACGAUGUAAGUGGCAUCAUCAAGCCUGGAAGUCAUUUAUCCAUUGCAGAAUGACUUUACUACUUGGUCCUCCAGGCUGUGGGAAGACUACAUUAUUUAAGGCUCUUUCAUCAAAUCUCAGGAGAUCGCUCAAGAUGACAGGGGAGAUUUCGUACAAUGGAUAUAAUCUCCAAGACUUUGUAGUACAAAAAGUUUCUUCAUAUGUAGGCCAAUAUGAUCAGCAUAUCCCCGAAAUUACUGUUAGAGAAACACUCGAUUUUUCAGGUCGUUGUCAGGGAAUUGGAAAUAGAGCAGAAAUUUUGAUGAAGCUCGCCAAAAGGGAGAAAGAGGAAAAUAUUGUUCCAGACCCUAACGUUGAUACUUUCCCGAAGGGAAUUUCUGUGGAAGGAGAGAAGACAAGUCUUCAAACUGACUACAUUCUGAAAAUUCUUGGGCUUGACAUCUGUGCUGACACGCUCGUUGGAGACGCCAUGAGAAGAGGCAUCUCAGGUGGUCAGAAGAAAAGACUCACACUAGGUGAGAUGCUUGUUGGACCAACAAAUGUUUUCUUUAUGGAUGAAAUAUCAAAUGGUUUAGACAGCUCAACGGCAUACCAGAUCGUUUCUUUCCUUCAACAACUAUGUCAUGCCACUGAUGCUACCAUAAUUGUUUCACUUCUCCAGCCAGCUCCAGAAAUCUAUGAUCUAUUUGAUGACAUCAUCUUCAUGGCUGAAGGAAAGAUUGUCUAUCAUGGACCACGAGAUGAAGUUCUUGAGUUUUUCGACACUUGUGGGUUCAAGUGUCCUGGAAGGAAAGAAGUCGCCUGUUUUCUUCAGGAGGUUAUUGCUCCGAAAGAUCAAGAGCAGUAUUGGUACAAAUCUUGGGAAAAAUACAACUAUGUUUCAGUUCAUAUGUUCUCAAGGAAAUUUAAGGAGUCUCGCCGCGGAUGUAAGCUUACUGAGGAGCUAUCUGCACCUUCCGAUAAGUCCAAGAGUCAAAACGAAUCCUUCAAUUUUAAUGCGUAUUCACUUAAAAAAUGGGAUCUUUUUAGCACCUGCAUGUCAAGAGAACUUCUUCUGAUGAAAAGGAAUUCCUUCGUUUACGUAUUCAAAUCUGUCCAGCUGGUCAUACUGGCAUCUAUUACAAUGACAGUAUUUUUGAGGACACAGAUGAGUAUCGAUCUUCUCCAUGCGAAUAGUUACUUGGGAGCUCUGUUUUACUCUUUGAUUAUUCUAGUUGUCGAUGGUAUACCUGAGCUCUCCAUGACUAUUGGAAGGCUUGGAGUUUUCUACAAACAGAGAGACUUGCAUUUCUACCCUGCAUGGGCAUAUGCAGUUCCAGCUACCAUUCUCAAGAUUCCACUCUCGUUAUUAGAAUCUUUGCUUUGGACAUGCUUUACUUACUACACGAUUGGCUAUAGCCCGGAGGUUGGCAGGUUCUUCCGCCAAAUGAUGAUGUUCUUUGCUGUUCACUUUUCCUCUAUAUCAUUGUUCCGUUUUGUGGCAGCAGUCUGCCAGACCGUGGUUGUAUCUGCAGCAGCUAGUAGUAUAGUAAUAUUGUUUAUGUUUCUUCUAAGUGGCUUCAUGAUCCCAAAGUCUUCCAUGCCAAUUUGGUUGAAGUGGGCAUUUUGGAUUUCCCCAUUAUCAUAUGGGGAGAUAGGCCUUUCUUUAAAUGAAUUUCUAGCUCCGAGAUGGCAGAAGCAACUAUCUGGUAAUUCCACAAUCGGACGUCAAACACUGGAAAAUCAUGGCUUAAAUCACGACGGACAUUUCUUUUGGAUAUCUCUUGGUGUCAUGUUUGGCUUUGUGCUCCUUUUCAAUAUUGGGUUCACACUGGCCUCGAGUGUCUUGAAACCUCCUGGUUCUCGUGCUAUUAUUUCAAUCAAGAAACUCUCUGCACUACGUGAAAAAGAAGUGGUCUGUAACGUCCAUUCACAGAAACAAACUGGAAUUUCUUCUGCAAGCUCUAGUGCUGAAUCUCAUAGAGGUAGAGCUGUUUUACCGUUUGAACCACUAAGUAUAGUGUUCCAAGAUGUGCAAUACUAUGUAGAACCUCCUAAGACAAUGAAGAAGCACGGAGUCUCUCAGAAAAGACUUCAACUUCUUCACAAUAUUACUGGUGCAUUUAGACCUGGUGUUCUAACGGCACUCAUGGGUGUCAGUGGAGCUGGAAAAACUACACUUCUUGACGUUCUUGCUGGUAGAAAAACAUGUGGAACUACAGAAGGAGUGAUAAAAAUCGGAGGCUAUCCAAAAGUUCAAAGCACAUAUUCUAGAAUUUCAGCAUAUUGUGAACAAACUGAUAUACAUUCUCCUCAAAUCACCGUGGAAGAAUCAGUCAUUUUCUCUGCGUGGCUACGUCUUGAUUCCCAAAUUGACCCAAAGACAAAAUCAGAGUUUGUAAAAGAAGUUCUGGAAACCAUUGAGCUCGAUGGAAUCAAAGAUGCACUGGUGGGCGUUGCAGGUGUUGAUGGUCUUUCAACUGAGCAACGCAAACGGUUGACAAUAGCUGUGGAACUUGUUGCUAACCCUUCAAUCAUCUUUAUGGAUGAACCUACAACUGGUCUGGAUGCCAGAGCAGCGGCAAUUGUCAUGCGUGCAGUCAAGAACGUAGCUGAUACCGGGAGAACAAUUGUUUGCACCAUUCAUCAACCAAGCAUAGAUAUAUUUGAAGCAUUUGACGAGUUGUUACUUCUCAAAGCUGGAGGGUGCAUGAUCUAUUCUGGACCCAUGGGACAUUGCUCCUCUAAAGUGAUUGAAUAUUUUGAGGGUAUUUCUGGAGUGCCUAAAAUUAAAGAUGGAUGCAAUCCUGCUACGUGGAUACUAGAGGUGACUUCUGCUUCGUCAGAAGCUGAACUUGGCAUAGACUUUGGUCAAAUUUAUGUCGGUUCUACUUUGCACGAGGAUAACAAAGAGCUUGUGAAGAGACUUGGUAUGCCAGCUUCCGGCUCAAAAGAUUUACACUUCCCUACGCGAUAUGCUCAAAAUGGCUGGGGACAAUUCACAACCUGCCUCUGGAAGCAGCACUGGUCUUACUGGAGAAGUCCAUCGUACAACUUGCACCGAACAACAUAUAUGCUUAAUGCAUCUUUUCUGUUUGGAUUCCUGUUCUGGGGUCAAGGCAAGAAAUUACAUGAUCAGCAGAGUCUACUGACUCUACUUGGUUCAACAUAUUGCUCUAUAAUCUUUUGUGGGAUACAAAAUUGUCAGUCGGUAUUGCCAUACAUUAACAGAGAACGAACUGUGUUCUACAGAGAGGUUUUCGCUGGUAUGUAUGCUUCGUGGGCAUAUUCAGCUGCUCAGGUCAUCGUAGAGAUCCCAUACGUCUUCGUUCAAGUACUUGUAUUCACAGUGAUCACAUAUCCUAUGAUUGGAUACCAGUUUUCAGCAUACAAGGUCUUUGUAUAUUUCUACUGCAUGUUUUGUACUCUACUCUCCUACACAUAUCUUGGGAUGCUGUUGAUUGCAAUCACUCCGAGCUUUCCGGUGGCAGCCACUCUACAGUCAGCCUUCUACACGACGUUCAACUUGUUUGCUGGCUUCUUUAUUCCUCGCCCGCAAAUUCCCAAGUGGUGGAUAUGGUUAUACUAUGUGGUUCCGACAUCAUGGUCGUUGAAGGGAGUUGUUACGUCUCAAUACGGAGACGUGGAGAAGGAGAUUGCAGUAUUCGGAGAGAGGAAGACGGUGGCCGGAUUUCUCACUCAAUAUUUUGGAUUUCAGCAUAACAUGCUACCCUUGGUUAUUCCAGUCUUGACUUGUUAUCCUAUUCUCUUUGCUUUUCUCUUUGCUUAUUGCAUUAGGAAGUUUAACUACCAAAGAAGGUGAAGUGAUCAUCUUUGUCUUGUUUUAUUUGAAAUGGACAGACUAUUUAUAACAA